AUACUGUUCCCCUGACGCUGUUGCUGUGAUUCUAUUGGCGCAGGCAAGGUGAAACUAAACUUGAAGGGGAACUGCCUUUUCAUGCAAAUACAAAGGAUGACACAAAAUGAGGAACCGAACAAAUGAGUGAAAUUAUUUACCUAUGAGAUUGACAAAGGCGAACUACUGUUACUCCGAGAAGUAUGAGUAAAUUAAAGGUUUAAAUUAGAUCGUUCGGCGUGGUUUACCCAAUUGAAAAGUAGCGAAGGACUUCUCAUCGGAAACAUCGUUGGAAUCGGGAAAUACUUUUCAGUUUCUGUAUUAUUACUUAACCGACUAGAAAUGGGUGACUGGAAUCAAUGUAUUGGGACUUUGAGUGAAGGAGCUCGGAGCAAGUUAGCCGACAUGCUGGACAAUGUCAACUGUGGAUGGAGACAACUUGCCAAUAUUGUCACUGAACAACCCCGAUUCCAAUGCAGUGAGAAGGAGAUGACCUGCUGUUCACUCCAGGUGCUUACUGCGACUGGCAGCCCUGGGCGCUACCUGCUGGAGAAACUGUCUGAACGCACCUGCACCCUGGGCUUCCUACUGGAAUGCCUGAAGAAGAUGGAACACCACGAUGCUGUGCAAUACCUCACUGAUGUGAUUGAGCCAAUCCGGAUCACAGAGGAGCCCCAGACCCAGCAUGCUGCAGAGGGAGGCAGGGUGGUUCUGGUCUGUAAGGCUAGUGGCCCUGCUCCCAUUGACUACCAGUGGUUCAGAGGCAAAGAAGAGGUGCUGGGUGGAAGUGGUCCAGAGCUGGUCCUUGGCCCUUUAACCCUAGCUCACCAAGGACACUACAUCUGCCGUGUCAAUCGUAGAGAUAACUUUACCUUCUCCAAGUGGGCACAAGUCCGCCUGGUCAGAACAGAUGGUUCCAGUGCAGGUGCCACAAGUAGCUUUUCCCCAUCCUUAGAGACUGGAGUGCAUAUCGUUCAUCAGCCCCAAUCCCAGGCAGUAGCGGAAGGGGAGUCCCUGUGUCUGGAGUGCUUUGCUGAGGCUAACCCUCCUCCUCAGUACCAGUGGUACCAUAAUAAACAACCAGUGCCAACGGGGAAGGAUAGAACUUUGAGGAUCCUGUGUGUGACCACUGCAGAUAGAGGACAGUACAGCUGCAAGGUGUUUAACCUCUACCAUGAAGUUUGGAGCAACCCGGUUCUUGUAAAAAUAGACCCUGGGUCCUGCAUUGAUGCCUCCUUUCGUGAAGAAAACCAUGCUCCAAGCCCAUCCAGGCAGAUUAGUGAAUUAUAUGCCACAGAUAAGGUGGCCCUUCUAAUGGGCAACAUGAACUACCUGCACCAUAGGCCACUGCGAGCGCCCAUGGCAGAUGUCCACGAGAUGACUAACCUGCUGCGCCAGCUGGACUUCAAGGUGGUCUCUCUGCUGGACCUCAACUGGCAGGAAAUGCACAGCGCAGUGACUGAGUUCCUACUGCUCCUUGACAAAGGAGUCUACGGGCUUCUGUACUUUGCGGGUCAUGGUUAUGAGAAUUAUGGGAACAGUUUCAUGGUGCCCAUUGAUGCCCCUGCAUCGUAUACCUCCGACAAUUGCCUGUGGGUUCAGGAUGUGCUACAGCGGAUGCAGGAGCGAGAGACGGGGCUCAAUGUCUUUCUGUUGGACAUGUGUCGCAAAAGAAACCUGAACGAUGGCGUGCCUCCUCAGCCGGGCCAACUGAAAGUGACCGCAAACAUUGUAUUUGGUUACGCCACGUGUGUCGAUGCAGAGGCUUUUGAGGUGAACAAAGACGACUUGUCCAAUGGGAUCUUCAUCAGUUUCCUCAAGAGGAGAGUUAUGGAGGACGAGAAAGUGACAGUCAUGCUAGACAGGGUGGCUGAAGACAUGGGUCGGUGUGACAUCACACGAGGACGGCAGGCUCUAGAGUUACGCAGUAAUCUUUCUGAGAGACGUGCACUCACUGAUCGUAUCCAGUCCUCUGGCUGCCCAGAGACCGCCUCAGCACGGAACCUGCAGUGGGCCAUAGCACAUGUUCUUCCAGACAGCCGAAACCUGCAGUUUGACUGCGGUGUGACGGUACAGCUGGGUUUUGCUGCAGAAUUCUCCAAUGUCAUGAUCAUCUAUACCCGAAUACUGGAGAAGCCAAAGGAUAUUGAGUCCUGCUCUGCCCACCUCACCGACUUCACUGAGGGUUUGGAUCUGGAUCUGAAAAUGAGUAAUCAGGAGACCCUCCUGGAUGCAGGAAGUUUACUGCCAUUGGAAAUCCUCCAGCCUACAGAGCUUCCAGGCCUCUAUACUCGCCUCAAAGGCCUGCAGAGACUCAGGAAGGAGCUGACAUUUACUGUGUGCCUUCAGUAUCAGUACACAAAUUUGGAUGAGGAGGUCCAGGAGAGACAAACGGUUGUAGUGGGCAAACCACUGGUAUCCAAACUCAAUCUUUACGAGCCUCGGCUUCCCCGGUCCCUCUCUGCCUCCGUCUCAUUUGACUUUCACUCAUUCAGCCAAUCUUCCUCCUUCCCAGAGGGCUUUGGGUCAAGCUUUCCUGACACAGAGAAUUCCUCCAUUGGUUCAGCAUCCACCACCUGGUCAUAUUACUCAUUACAGCCAGGAGAGUACAAAGGGAGCAUCAGUAUACCAGUGGAGGAUGACAGUCGAGCAGUGUUUGACUCUGACCUCCCUCAGCCACUCACAUCAAGCAAAAGCCUCCCUCAUGGUCAAGUUGAGGACCAUACAUACCGGUUCAGUAACAUGCAAAACUAUCAUUCCUAUUAGUCCUGUCAAAUGUGUGGAGUUGUUUGCCAUGUUACCCAUUCUGUCUGAACAGAUCAAAAUUACUGACCUAACUAAAAAAAAAAUAUCUAAAAACCUGCAUUGUUUAUAUUUUGAAUAAAGAAUAUAGAGAAACAGUGUAAUAAACUAUAUUUGUGCUUAUGUAAUGAUGUUUUAAUAAUAUUUGAAAACAUUGUGUCUUUUCUACAGAUGAAAAAAUAGCUAUUUUGCAUUAUUACAUUCAUGUCACAUUGUGAUAUUAAUGAUUGGAUUCUUUAAAAAUAAAAAAUGAUUC
Messenger RNA from Esox lucius (northern pike), 3037 nucleotides. RefSeq names its product MALT paracaspase 2 (gene malt2). Gene Ontology annotation, biological process: proteolysis. Gene Ontology annotation, molecular function: cysteine-type endopeptidase activity. The transcript has 17 exons. The record is from RefSeq and is a predicted model, not a curated record. The coding region runs from base 322 to 2745 and encodes 807 amino acids. Lineage: Eukaryota; Metazoa; Chordata; Actinopteri; Esociformes; Esocidae.